CAAAAAACAAAAAAAAAAAAAGAAAAAGAAAAAAAAAACUUCUCUCUCUGUCUUUCUCUCACGUUCUUGCACGCCACUCAGCCACAAGACAACACGCAAGGGAGAGAGAUUUAUCUCUCAAUUCUCUCUCUAUUCUCUCUCUUUUUUUGUUGUUUUGAGUAAUGGAGUUUCAAUCUGCGGCUCUCUGCGGCCUUCUCUUGGCUUCCAUUUCCGCUCUCAUUUUCUUCUUCGCUCACCUCAGAUUCAAUAAUGGAAUAUCCAACAAAACCAACACUGACAACAUGAUCAAGAAGAAGAAGAUCUUCAUCGCCGGUUCCCGUGCCGCCGUCAACCCGCCGUCGGAAAAUGUCCAAUCCAACGAACCCGAUGUCGUCAUCGUCGGCGCCGGAGUCGCUGGCGCCGCCCUCGCUUAUACUCUCGCCAAGGAUGGACGAAAAGUUCAUGUAAUCGAAAGAGACUUAGCGGAGCCAGAGAGAAUCGUGGGGGAAUUGCUUCAACCCGGCGGCUAUCUGAAGCUGAUCGAAUUAGGGCUUGAAGACAGUGUGAAUGGGAUCGAUGCGCAGCAGGUGUUUGGAUAUGCGCUGUACAAGGAUGGGAAGCACACCAAAUUGGCUUAUCCUUUGCAAAACUUUGAUUCCCAUGUUUCUGGGAGAAGCUUCCACAAUGGCCGUUUCAUUCAGCGGUUGAGGCAAAUGGCUGCUUCUCUUUCCAAUGUAAGACUGGAACAGGGGACUGUAACAUCCAUAGUUGAAGAAGAUGGGACUGUGAAAGGUGUGCAGUACAAGACCAAGAAUGGCCAAGAGUUGACAGCUUAUGCUCCCCUCACCAUUGUUUGCGAUGGCGGAUUUUCGAAUUUGCGCCGCAACCUCUGCAAACCUCAGAUUGAUAUUCCCUCCUGCUUUGUUGGAUUGGUCCUGGAGAACUGCAAGCUGCCCUUUGAAAAUCAUGGACAUGUCGUGCUAGCAGAUCCGUCACCUAUCUUGUUGUACCCUAUCAGCAGCACAGAGAUACGCUGCUUGGUCGAUAUCCCGGGCCAGAAAGUUCCUUCUGUAGCUAAUGGUGAAAUGGCACACUACUUGAAGACCGUUGUGGCUCCUCAGGUACCACCCGAGUUGCACGCCUCCUUCAUUGCUGCGAUCGAGAAGGGAAACAUUAAAAGCACAACAAACAGAACCAUGCCAGCAGCACCACGUCCCACACCAGGAGCACUUCUCUUGGGGGAUGCAUUCAACAUGCGACAUCCUUUAACGGGCGGAGGAAUGACGGUCGCUCUGGCUGAUAUCGUUGUGCUACGAGACCUUCUUCGACCUCUUGCAAAUUUGAAAGAUGCCGAUGCAUUGUGCAACUAUUUUGAAUCCUUCUACACUUUGCGCAAGCCAGUGGCAUCUACAAUAAACACAUUGGCAGGUGCCUUAUACAAGGUGUUCUGUGCCUCACCUGAUCCAGCCAGGAAGGAAAUGCGAGAAGCUUGUUUCGACUAUUUGAGUCUAGGAGGCCUGUUUUCAUCCGGUCCAGUGGCUCUUCUCUCCGGUCUUAACCCACGCCCGUUAAGCCUGUUCUGUCACUUCUUCGCUGUCGCUAUAUACGGUGUCAGCCGCUUGCUAAUCCCAUUCCCUUCGCCCACUCGCAUAUGGAUCGGAGUUCGGUUGAUUACGGGAGCAGCAGGCAUCAUUUUUCCCAUAAUAAAGGCUGAAGGAGUGAGACAAAUGUUCUUCCCUGCAACAGUGCCUGCAUAUUAUAGAGCCCCUCCUAUGAACUGAAAAAUUGAAAAGGAAAAGGUAAAACAAAAUAAAGCAACAAAAAUGAGAAAAUUGAUUGUACUGAGUAAACAUAUACCUCCCAAAAGCACAAAGAAUUGAAGGGGGCAAAUGCUACUGAUAGGAAAAUGAACUUCAAAACUGUAGAAUGUCACCUCUAUCAUUAUUUUUCCUUCUCUCUCUCUCUAUAAAACUUCCUUCAUAACUUUGUACUUUGUGCUUUAGAGUUUUCUUUUUUCUUCUUCUUCAUUCUUUUUACAUAAUGUUACUGCUAUAGCAAAUGUUGUGAGGGAAAUAAAGUUAAAAAAGUUUUGUGCAA
Momordica charantia (bitter melon) is the source of this 2076-nucleotide messenger RNA. Its product is annotated as squalene monooxygenase SE2. Gene Ontology annotation, molecular function: flavin adenine dinucleotide binding; squalene monooxygenase activity. The record is from RefSeq and is a predicted model, not a curated record. NCBI's taxonomy places the organism in Eukaryota, Viridiplantae, Streptophyta, Magnoliopsida, Cucurbitales, Cucurbitaceae. Gene Ontology annotation, biological process: sterol biosynthetic process. Gene Ontology annotation, cellular component: endoplasmic reticulum; membrane.